Paramecium sonneborni is the source of this 182-nucleotide messenger RNA. The record is from the annotation of a GenBank genome assembly. Lineage: Eukaryota; Ciliophora; Oligohymenophorea; Peniculida; Parameciidae.
AUGAAUAUUGAAAAUUCAAGGAUUCAAGAAACUUUUGAAUCUAUUUUGUGUAAUAUUUAAAGUCUAUUUUUAGGAAUACGCCAAAAUUUAUGGAGAAAAGAUAUCUCAACAUUUUCAAAUAUACUCGAUGUUUCAUUAUGAAAAUUAAAAUGAUCUUAUUAAACAAAAGCAAUUCAAAUUGA